This is a messenger RNA of Cuscuta epithymum, 1860 nucleotides long. Lineage: Eukaryota; Viridiplantae; Streptophyta; Magnoliopsida; Solanales; Convolvulaceae. The record is from the annotation of a GenBank genome assembly.
UGCGUGGACGUAUGGACGGUACUAUAGCGGCACUCGCCCGUCAGUAUUCCCCUAUCCUCACAAAAAUCAAAAGCUUCCAUCUCCAAAUCUCCUCAGAGUUCCCCCCCACCAACAAUGGCGUCUAUCUCAUCAUCUCUUCUUUCCCCCUAUUUUCUUCAGAACCCCAGAAUGCAAAAUCAACCCCCCUCUUCAAAAAUCGCCUCUCCAACCCUGAAAUCUGACGCCCUUGGCCUCGCGCUCAUUCGCUCUCCACCUGCUCGGCAGUACAGGGACUGUUUACUGCGCAGGAGGCUCAACGCCGUUUCCGAAGAAACAUCAGCCUCAUCCUCGCAGGACCCGUCCUCGGAACCCGCCAGACGGCUCUACGUGGGUAACAUCCCCCGGACUGUCACCAACGAUAAACUCCGGAGCUUUGUGGAAGAAUAUGGCGCUGUAGAAAAGGCCGAGGUAUAUUCUUCCAAAUGGAUUGUGGUUUUAUCAUCAAAUCUGAGGUUUAGUUUUCCGAAGUACAACCUAUAAGCCAUAGCCAUAAUUUUAAAUGAGACAAAUAUUAGGAUUUCAUUACCUUCUAGUACAAAAUCAGGCGUAAUUAUUGAAAUCCAACUUCGUAAUUGUGUGAUCACGGAUAAAGUGGCAAGUAAAGUAGAUCACUUUAGCAAUUAAAUCCCAAAUCCAGUUUAAUUGCACACUGAAUGGAGUUUCAUAGUGUAUAUGUCUGUAGAUGAAUUAGGAGUUAGGACAGUUCCAUUCUUGUACCAAGUUCAAGCUCCAUUGGAUAGUCAUAAACUCAUAAUCAGCUUGUUCUCGUUAUAGGCAGAAUAACUAGCUUUUGAUUACUAUCGUAUUUUUUUGGUAGAAAUGGAUGUUACUACUAAGAUACCUUUUCUUUGAGACAAUUCAGCAGAUUCAGACCAGACCUUACCAAACAGGGCUUAAAUUUCGAUUUGCAAUAAGCCUUGCACAUUCACCGUCAUCGUUGAAUUGGUAGGUUAUGUAUGAUAAGUAUUCAGGAAGGAGCCGCCGGUUUGGAUUUGUUACAAUGAAGACGAUAGAGGAGGCAAAUGCUGCAAUUGAGAAACUUAAUGGAACUGAAGUUGGCGGGCGUAAAAUAAAGGUGAAUAUAACCGAAAGCCCAUUGCAGAGUGGGGAUUCAUCACUUCAACAUGCAGAUGAUUCACAGUUCAUUGACAGUCCACACAAAAUUUAUGUUGGCAAUCUUGCAAAGACAGUGACCACCGAGAUACUAACGAAGUAUUUUUCUGAGAAAGGGAUGAAGGUUGUCAGUGCUAAGGUAUGCCGAGCUCCAGGGACCUCAAAAUCAAGUGGGUAUGGGUUUGUCACGUUUUCUGCAGACAACGAUGUCGAAUCUGCUAUAUCAUCUUUUAAUAACACGCUGCUUGAAGGGAAGAAGAUCCGUGUAAAUAAAGCAUGAAAAAUAAGUGCCUGGCUACUGAAGUGUUUUAAAGGUGAUUUCCUCACCCGACACUAUAUGGUGGCUGUAAAAGUUUGUUUUGUACCUUAUGAACUCAACGAGUUUGUUCAUUUUGGUGUUGAGUUACUGUGACUUAGUUUAGGGAACGUACACCUCUUUCUUGUUUGUUAGCAUUGUAUGUUGUAAAGGAAGGUGUGAUGAGGUUAUAAGAGAAUGCUGUAUGGGUGCAUAUCUAUCUUUGCUGUAAUGGGCUACCUCUUGGCUUCGACUCUUGAUGAAUCACAGAAACACACUUUCUUGCAGUGGAGUAUAUUGCCUUUUUUAUUGAUUGCCCCAAUUUAUCUUUCAUGUAAACUUUGAGCAUUAACAAAUUUAGUUGACUAUUUGUAAAAGCUCAAUAAAUUUUAUACUUUCAAAAUUACAUCGAG